CAAUCAGGAGUGACUCCACUCAUGUCAGUGCUGAUGUACCACAGGGAGAUCAGGUUCAGGCUCAAAUACCCCAAGGACCUGAUUUUAAACAGGUUCUGUCCAGCUACAACUCCAUUUGAUCUCCAGAGGGUGUUGCAAAUGCUCAACUCCUCGGAAAGCUGGGCCUUAGAGCUUUCAUGCACUUCUGAAGAGUGAAUCCUGCUGUCAAGGGAGUAAUUGAAACCCAUUCAGCACAGAGCCCAGUAAUAAAGGAGGAUGAAUUGGGACUGUAAUUUCCAUCUGACACUCAAAUUUAUAUUCUGAGCAGCUUUUCAUCUUCUCCCUGCAUGUGCAGGAUGAAUCUUGUUAAGAUGACAAUAAACCAAGGUUUUACACCAUUCACUGAAGGAAACAGCCCCCGGAGUCGUCAUCAAACUUGAGAAACGCACCUGGCUAGAGCAAGAUGAACAUAAGAGACACAGGCUCAGGACAGGUAUUCAGAAUGAAUCUGGAAAAGCUCAGCAAACCAGAACUACUGACACUAUUUAGUAUUCUUGAAGGAGAACUAGAAGCAAGAGAUCUUGUCAUAGACGCCUUAAAGGCCCAGCACAGAAACACUUUCAUUGAAGAACGCUAUGGAAAGUACAACAUCAGUGACCCAUUAAUGGCUCUGCAGAGAGAUUUUGAGAUGCUGAAGGUGGGAAAUCAUGGCGAAAAGCAACCAGUUUGCUCCAAUCCUUUGUCUAUCCUUAAAGUAGUGAUGAAACAUUGCAAGAAUAUGCAGGAAAGAAUGCUCUCUCAACUAGCUGCUGCAGAAAGCAGGCACAGAAAGGUGAUACUGGAUCUUGAGGAAGAGAGGCAGCGGCAUGCCCAGGACACUGCUGAAGGAGAUGAUGUCACCUACAUGUUGGAGAAGGAGCGGGAGCGGCUGACUCAGCAGCUGGAAUUUGAAAGGACCCAAGUGAAAAAAUUUGAAAAAGAGCAGAAGAAGCUGUCGAGCCAGUUGGAGGAAGAGCGGGCACGCCACAAGCAGCUGUCCUCCAUGCUUGUGCUGGAGUGCAAGAAAGCCACAGCCAAGGUAGUGGAAGAGGGACAGAAGGCAGGGGAGCUGAGCUUGAAACUGGAGAAAGAGAGGAGCAAAGUGAGCAAGCUGGAGGAGGAGCUGGCCUCCAAGAAGAAGCGGGGUUUGCAGAUGGAGGCACAGGUGGAAAAGCAGCUCUCAGAGUUCGAUAUCGAAAGAGAACAGCUGAGAGCCAAGCUGAAUCGAGAAGAGAACCGGACAAAAGCACUCAAGGAAGAGUUGGAGAGCCUGAAGAAAACCCUGAAAGAACUGGAGGUUCCUUGCCAGGGCACCAGCUCUCCUGAGCACUCAGAGCAAAACCCCUCAGCAAUGUCCAGAGCUGUAGCACCCCAGAGCCCACUGGUGAGGUCUGUGUCUUGCCAGACAGAAAGCUCCCAGGCAGACAGACUCAAUCUGGGCAGUGCAGGCAUAACUGCACACAUGGCCUUGCCCAGCCCUGCCACACCUACCCAUCCCUAUGCUAAAGCAAAUGGGCACUGUGACACAGACAUGCAAACAAGUGGUGAGCUAGAGCAGACAGACAUAGAGAACCAGGCACCACUGAGAGAGAAGGCCGUUGGGCCAGUCCCAGAAAGUGCAGUUGAGAAUGGAAGUUCCCCUGUAAGAACAGAAUCUCCUGUGUAUUUGAUCCCACAGCUUCCUUCUGGUGGGACGUCUCUCUCUCCCAGCAGCACAGCUGCCUCAUCUCUGACAUCUUCUCCAUGCUCGUCCCCAGUUCUGACUAAACGUUUGGUAGGAGCUUCAGGAAACAGCCCUGGUUACCAGUCAUCCUAUCAGGUGGGGAUCAACCAACGUUUCCACGCUGCCAGACACAAAUUUCAGUCCCAAGCUGAUCAGGACCAUCAGUCAAGUGGCUUGCAGAGCCCACCGUCAAGGGAUUUGUCUCCUACCCUUGCAGACAACUCCGCUGCGAAACAGUUAGCCCGCAACACAGUCACUCAGGUUCUUUCCAGAUUCACCAGUCAGCAAGGACCUAUAAAGCCAGUCUCUCCGAAUAGUUCGCCCUUUGGCACAGACUAUCGGAAUCUGGCAAACACGGCAAGUCCAAAAAGCGAGUCCAGCCCAGGCAAAGUUUCUAGCCCGCUGAGCCCAUUGUCUCCUGGAAUUAAAUCUCCAACAAUCCCUAGAGCAGAAAGGGGGAACCCUCCACCUAUUCCUCCAAAGAAACCUGGCCUGGCUCAGUCCCCGGCAACUCCUACCCCACUAACCAAAACCCCUUCCCAGCCAUCCUCUGUUGGGGCCACCAUGGACUUGGCAAGUAGCUGCUCUAACAAUGCUGUAGUAGCAAACGGUAAAGACAUUGAGAUACUGUUGCCAACUAAUAGCUAGUCUUUAGAAAAUGUGAAUGUAGCAUUCCAUGGCUUAGCUUCCUAGAGCUAAGAGACACUGUUUUAUCCACUCCAUGUUAUUUAUUUGGGUAGUAGCAGAAUGUAUCUGUAUAAUACAUCUAGUGUACCUUCUUUUUAAAAAAUAGGUAGGAAAUAAUUUGUUGAUGUAUAAACCUUAACUAUAGAGCUGUAAGGUAGCCUCUUAAAGGUGUCUCAUGCCAGCAGUCAAAUGAAACAAGGUGGGAAGAAAAUUGUGCUGGGAGCUGACUAGCAAACUAUAAUGGGGCUGAAGCAUUCAUUUUAAGUUGUACAAAAAUCACUUGUGCAGAUUUUUAUUCCAGAUGAACACUGUAUAAAAAGUGCCUGAACUAAGCCUGACAUGAAGGUGGUUUUCUGUACAAAACAAAAAAAGGGACCAUCUAACAGCAGAAACCACAGCACUCCUGUGAAUCAUGAAUGUUUAAAAACACUUUUUUUAAAUCCUUUCCAGUUGUUCUUAAAUCAAGUUUGUAAACAAACAACAUGCUACAGAAUGAACAUCUUUCAAAAGGUGACGACAGAUUGGCCCCAGUUUUGCCCUUUCAUGUUAGGAUGUAGCUCCUGUUGACAGCUGAGGAGAUGCACAAGUGCGUUAGGGUAGAUUUUGGUCCUACAGUUUAGCUCUGUGAAGCCCAAUCCCCUCUCUUCCACUGGAGUUGUCCAAAAACAGUGAGGGUGCUAGUUUCUUGCAGCUCAUUAAUUUCCCACCUAGUCUCAUUGUAGGUUAAAUUGCUAAAGAUUCAUUCCUGGUGCUUCACCUUUGAUUUUAAACUUCAAGCAAUCUACUGGUAUGUGUAGAACUUGUGAGAUAAGGAUCUUGCUAUUACUUGAAAAGAGAAAUUGCUAGUCAUUCUAUACAGUAAGAUGGGAUCUUUACUAAUAAUCAAAAGCAAUAACUUAAAUUGCUCACUUUGUAACAAUACUGUAUGUCAGACUGCUAAAGGAUCCUGCUAGCCUCAUUGGCUGCAGCUGUGGAACCAAAUUAUUAACAUUUAUAUAGAUAUGCAUAUAUGUAUAGAUAGAUGCACUGAUGUACAUGUUACACACAAUGCAUAUAUAAAUCUUAGUCUGGUUAUGUUAUUGAAGUUCUCCAUAAUUUAUAAAGAAAAAGGUAGAAAUACACUUUUAAGAUUAUAAAACAAGACAGCAGGGUUUUUUUUUUUUAAACUUAGAAAACAAUCUGCCUAACUUUUGGAUGAAGACAUUAAGUUCACUUUGCAACAGAUUCAAUAACUUCUGCCUGUGCUGUGAAGUGAAAGGCAAACUUAUGCUACUCGCAUUCGAAUAGGACAGCAUAAUCUAGUGUGUGAAGAUACUACAGUAAUGGACACUAAAUGUAACAAGAUAAAACAGAGAUGAGGGUUACAGUCUGGAGCCUGGAAUCUAGCCCAAAUGAGCGUGUAUCCCAAAUGCCAAGUGGCACAGAUUGUGUGAGACUGAUCUGAAACUUAGAAAUCAGUUUUGCUGCUUGAUGUCGGGCCAUGUUUAACCAUACUGCCUAUAGCAACAUGGGGCCCACAUCUAGAGAAGAGUUUCCCCACAGUUAUGUGCUGAAUAACUAAACCAGAGGAGCAAGCACCCAACUGAACAAAGCACUUGAUACUUUAUUGUAGGAAAGAUUCCUGCAGUGGUUGGAAGGAUGCACUCUUGUAUAUGCUAAUAGGUCUCUUCCAGCUUCAAGUCUUAAUUUAUAGAACAGAAUUCUUGAACUGCUUUGGUAGAUGGUGUCCUAGACAACCCUUUUCUCUCUCUCUCCCCCUCCCCCCCACACCCACCAGCCUACUGGGUCAGACCAAAGGCCCAUUUAGCCCAAUAUCCUGUGUUCUCACAGGUGCCCCAGAGGGAAUGAAUAGAACAGUUAAUCACCAAGUGAUCAAUUCCCAACUUCUAGCAAACGAGAGGCUAGGAACACCAUCCCUGUCCAUCCUGGCUAAUAGCUAUUGAGGGACCCAUUUUCCAUGAACUUAUCUAGCUCUUUUUUGAAUCCUGUUAUGGUCUUGGCCUUCACAACAUCCUCUAGCAAGGAGUUCUACAGGUUGACUGUGUGUUGAGUGAAAAAAUAUACUUUUGUUUGUUUUAAAUCUGCUGCCUAUUAAUUUCAUUUAGUGACCACUAAUUCUUGUAUUAUGAGGAGUCAAUACCACUUUACUCCACACCACUCACGAUUUUAUAGACUUCUAUCAUAUCCCCUAUACUUAGUCAUCUCUUUUCCAAGCUGAAAAAUGACCCGUAUGAUAGUCUUUGGUAUAAUGCAAUGGAGAUGGUUAGAUAUGUUUUUACAGACUUCUAAUAAAUUUAUA
Messenger RNA from Dermochelys coriacea (leatherback sea turtle), 4727 nucleotides. RefSeq names its product CTTNBP2 N-terminal like (gene CTTNBP2NL). The transcript has 7 exons. NCBI's taxonomy places the organism in Eukaryota, Metazoa, Chordata, Testudines, Dermochelyidae. The record is from RefSeq and is a predicted model, not a curated record. The coding region runs from base 443 to 2389 and encodes 648 amino acids.